Molecule: messenger RNA, 342 nt
Organism: Striga asiatica
Lineage: Eukaryota; Viridiplantae; Streptophyta; Magnoliopsida; Lamiales; Orobanchaceae
Source: the annotation of a GenBank genome assembly
AUGGAGCGACCCACGGGCAGAGCCGGUGGAGUUUUCGAAAUGUUAGUACAACUCUCGAGCGAGGAUCCAAGGCGGGUCUCUACAGAGGAUAAUAGGUCCACCAUAAGGUCUCUGUGGGAGCCAGAAACGUACGGGAACUCCAUAAACUUCGAUCUGAGCUCGUCGCUGGAAUCCAUGGAGGCGGACGAGCGAGAAAAUCGAGCUCGCGAGAACGAGGGUCGAGAAGAAAUCGGAGAAGAAGAAAAAGGCCGUGAGAAAUUGAAAGUGGAGCGCGAGAAACCGGCGGAGAUUGUCGCCAUUGGCGGGCUAGGAGCUAUUACAUUACAUAAAAAUAAAAUAUAG